AUGGCCCAAGAUCGCGGUCCCUACCGGGUUCCAGACCUCGAUGUCGACGUCGAAGUUGAUCUCAGGAUGAGCGCCGAUAAGUUCAAGGAACUGUUAAAUGAUAUUCAUGUCGACAAGAUCGGAAAGACGACUCUUGAAGAUGUUUACCGAUGUCUCAGGGAUAUCCAAUUCCAACAACAGGAGAAGAAGACCUUGAUGAACCUCAACAGGAUUGAGUUGUUCCUCAUUGGCAUGGACUCAUUCCGAGAAGUCCUAGACGAUAGGCGCAUGAAAGGUGUUGACGGUAUCAUGGCCCUCGUUUGGGGUCCUAUGAGGUUUCUACUUGAGACUCACGGGGCUCCCCUCCAGGACCGGCAUGCCUUCCGUAGCGUAGACUCCGGCUUCGCGGCACCCCAAAACAGCAUCUUGCUCGACAACAACGACUUCCGCCGCAAAUCCAAAAAGUACAUGUCAGAUUACGACGAACUGCGACGAACUUUCAGAGAGGACGAAGCGAAAAGGAAAGAGAAGCAGAAGAAUAAGGUUCUGAAAUGGAUCGCCGCUCCCAUGACGACGCAGGAUCUACACGAGAGCUUCGUCAAGAAGAGAGAACCAUAUCCAGAAACCGGACGCUGGCUUUACACAAGGUAUGACCAGGUGUCGAAUUGGAUGCGCGAGGACAUACCCCAAGACUCCGCUCUUUGGGUCCAUGGUAGGAAAGGCUUGGGCAAGUCUAUUUUGUCGUCACUGGUAGUUACCCGCUUGCAGGAACUCAUCAGGACCCAAUCCAUUCCGAAGGGACAAAUUUGCUACUUCUACUGCCAGGACGCCGACCCCGAGCUGAAUACGUACUUUGGCAUACUCAGGGGCAUCGCCCAUCAACUUGUCUCCGCAGUCGACGUGUCCAACCCCGACUUCGAUGAGUCAAGGGAAGACGAGUGUGACAUUUCGGCUUAUCGUAGCAAGUACAAUGGAUCAAUUCUCCCUCUUUGCGACGACAAAAUCACGAGCAGUGGUGGCUCAACUCUAUCCACCCCGGAGGGAUGUCUUUCACUCAUCGAGGCGUUUUUCGAAGUUAACCCCCGUUUGUACAUCGUCGUAGAUGGCGUGGACGAGUGCGCAAGCCGCGUGGAGAUCCAGCAGACAGUUUCCUUCUUGGUAGCUCAAGUUUCGCGCCUGGAUGAGAUCAACCAAGGGCAGUUGCGGGUGCUAUUCAUGAGUCAACCGAAUCCCGACGUCAAAGCAGCGAUGUCCAAGCCUACUGUUAGUCCGAUUAUCGGCGAGGUUGAACUAAAGGACACCGAUAAUACACAAGACAUACGGACCUUUGUGAAGAGCCGGAUGGAUCCAGCGGAAUUGAACAAGCCACGAAGACACGUGAGGGGAAGGGACAAACCUACCGAAGCUUCAAUAGUAGAAGUUUCUGGGGACAACUUCAAUCUCGAAGAGAGAGACAUAAACCGUAUCGCAGAAGAAGUUUCGUUACAGAGCGAAGGUCUUUUCCUCUACGCAGUCCUCGCUGUGGAAUACCUCUUGAACCAAUGGAGUAAAGGAGAACUCCUUCAAAAGGUUUCACCUCGCAUGCUUCCUGACGGCAUCUCAAGGAUGUACGACAAGGUACUGGAGAGCCUCAAAGAGAAGAUGCUGAACAUGUCUUCGACUCAUUGGGAUAAGACUAAGCUCCUUCUCGGCUGGCUUUCCUGCGCCCAUCGCCCGCUCAAGUGGCACGAGAUACAAGCCAUCCUCGCUUACGACCUUGAGAAGGAUGAGAUCGACUUUAACCUUCGCAUGAUUCGAAGAGAUAAUAUUAACAAACUUCUUGGCUCGCUGGUCGAAGUUCUGCCGGGCGAUGAGAUUCGUCUCAUGCAUUCAACCGUCAAGCAACAUAUCCACGCGAAAUCAGUUCAGUGCGAUCUUGCUAUUCUGUGUUUGCGCUAUCUAUCUCUGCGCUGCUUUGCAGCCGACGACUACAGCGAAGCUGAGCGGCACAACGAUAUUCAUAAGGGUUACUUUUCAUUCCAAGACUAUGCCGUUCCUCAAUGGUACAAGCACAUCAAUACCGUCAUCAGAGAAUGCCAUGAAAUUUUCUCCCCCACCUUCUACCCGGACGCAGGAGUUGAACCGGGUCGCGAUUUCGUUAGAGACCUUGGUUCGGCCUUGAACAGAUUCAUCUCGGCCUAUGAUGCUAAUAUCAAGAAGGAGAUGCACCAAGAGUUCUCACAAGAUGACUUGUCACAAUACAUCAGCUUUCCAUUCUACGCUGAUCUCGUUCGCGUAUGGAAUCACAUCUUUACCCACCAGAAAGCUUCCGUCGACGAACGCAACGAAGUCGGCAUUAGCCGCUUACAGGACGCUCUCACUUCGCACCGCGAGGUCCUGGCAACCAGACACGGUCAUGGUCGGGAGCGACACCAUUGA
Molecule: messenger RNA, 2397 nt
Organism: Colletotrichum fioriniae
Lineage: Eukaryota; Fungi; Ascomycota; Sordariomycetes; Glomerellales; Glomerellaceae
Source: RefSeq, a predicted model, not a curated record